Messenger RNA from Nycticebus coucang (slow loris), 3176 nucleotides. RefSeq names its product tigger transposable element derived 2 (gene TIGD2). Lineage: Eukaryota; Metazoa; Chordata; Mammalia; Primates; Lorisidae. Gene Ontology annotation, molecular function: DNA binding. The record is from RefSeq and is a predicted model, not a curated record. The coding region runs from base 1235 to 2812 and encodes 525 amino acids. Gene Ontology annotation, cellular component: nucleus. The transcript is spliced from 2 exons.
CGUGCUCUCUAAUCCCGCGCCUUCCGGCUCCGGCGGCGACGCUCCCGUCGCCGCCGCCGCCGCGCCACCGGUGUCAGCCUCCCUCAGGAGACUCCAUUUGCUCUUGGUGCGGUCUGGCCACCGUGCUGGCGGUCGGAGAGCGAUGCCCCCGGCCGGCGGAAUGGCGUUCCCCGCGCCGAGCGGCCGCUCGCUCGCCGGCUGGCUGCGGCGGUGACACCCCGGUCGUCCCUCCGCGGGAGGAAAGACGUCCCGCGCUCUGGAGCUGGCCCGGCGGGGAGAGGCCCUUCCUAACGCGGCUCUCUCUGACCUCUUAAUUUCGGGAGGUUUCGAAGGCUCCGAGUAUCUCUACGGCCCCCACAGGAACUACUUCUGUUGGCCCAGCGAGGAUCGGCUUUCACCGGGAUUAUUGUAUCACCAUAUUCAGCGAGCUUCCCUCCCCAUAGCCUUUACAUCGGGACCUAAUUUCCACCAAUGAAGUUUUUUUAUGCUUUCUUUAAUAAUGUGACAUCGCCUCUUGUACUCCUUCCUCCUUUGCAGUUGCCAAAUCCACUAGGUAGAAGUCGCGUUAAAGUUCAGAAUUUUCUGCCUGGCCGCUUUCGCCUUGCUGGCACCGCUCGCUUCUGUCCAGCUCACCUUACCUUUUUGUGUUUGAUUUCCGCAAGCACUCAACUCGUGUAAUGUGUAGCCCUUGCCUAGAGAAGACAGCAUUGCUUACAAUGCUUGACAAAGACCACAUUUUGUCAAAGGGGUGAGCUUUCCAUUAUAUUUUCCUGUAUGUCAGCUUUGCAAGUCCUCUCUUGACUUAAGCUAUUUAUUCCUUACCACAUUUCUCAAAAUGUUUCCCUGAGUCUUAGAGGCUUUAUCAAAAAACCUUACCAGCCAUGAUCGCAAUAAUUGAGUAUGCAAUCAUACUGUUGUAGAGACCUUGUUAGUACAGUGUUGAUUCAAAUUCUAACCUCCAAUGAGACAGUUCAUGAAAAGAACUUAUACUAAGAAAGGAGGAAGACAAAAAUAGGGUUAAUUGGAAACAGGUAUUACAAGAACUUGUAUGUUUCAAACAGGCCAGCAAGGGUAGGGAUUCAUAUCUGUAAAUUGGCCAUCACAUUAUCCAUCUAGGUCCUAUGUGUGAGAGAAGGGAAGAAUCUUAAGACCUCAUUUUCUAUUCUCUUUGUAUUGAAAUCUAAGUUGUUCAUUAUCUUGUGCUAGUAAUUGCCUAAAAUAUUAGACCCUUAAAAUGCUGGGCAAACGCAAGCGUGUGGUGUUGACAAUUAAGGACAAGCUUGACAUUAUUAAGAAACUUGAGGAAGGCAUUUCUUUCAAAAAACUUUCUGUGGUGUAUGGAAUUGGUGAAUCCACUGUUCGUGAUAUUAAAAAGAACAAAGAAAGGAUUAUAAACUAUGCAAACAGUUCAGAUCCUACUAGUGGGGUAUCCAAACGUAAAUCUAUGAAGUCAUCAACAUACGAGGAACUCGACAGAGUUAUGAUAGAGUGGUUUAACCAGCAGAAAACAAACGGGAUUCCAGUGUCCGGAACGAUUUGUGCAAAACAAGCCAAGUUCUUUUUUGAUGCUUUGGGGAUGGAAGGUGAUUUUAAUGCAUCAUCUGGCUGGCUAACUCGAUUUAAGCAGCGCCAUGGUAUUCCAAAGGCUGCUGGUAAAGGAACAAAAUUAAAAGGAGAUGAAUCUGCUGCCAGUGAAUUUUGUGGGAACUUUAAGGAAUUUGUUGAGAGAGAGAAUCUACAACCAGAGCAAAUUUAUGGUGCUGAUCAAACGGGAUUGUUCUGGAAAUGUCUACCAUCAAGGACAUUAGUUCUUGAAAAUGAGCAUAGUACUUCUGCCUAUAGAUCAAGCAGAGAGAGAAUCAUUAUUAUGUGCUGUGCAAAUGCCACAGGUUUACACAAACUUAAUCUUUGUGUUGUGGGGAAGGCAAAAAAACCUCGUGCAUUCAAAGGAACUGACCUUUCAAACCUUCCUGUCACUUAUUUCAGUCAAAAAAGUGCGUGGAUAGAGCAAUCUGUUUUCAGACAGUGGUUUGAAAAAUACUUUGUGCCACAGGUACAGAAGCAUUUGAAAUCAAAGGGGCUUGUAGAAAAAGCAGUGCUGCUUUUAGAUUUCCCACCAUCUCAUCCUGAUGAUGAAAUGUUGAGUUCAGAUGAUGGCAGAAUAAUUGUGAAAUAUUUGCCACUAAAUGUCACAAGUUUAAUUCAACCUAUGAGCCAGGGAGUUCUAGCCACUGUAAAAAGAUACUACCGAGCAGGACUUCUCCAGAAGUACAUGGAUGAAGGAAUAGACCCAAAAAUGUUUUGGAAGAAUUUGACAGUGUUGGAUGCAGUUUAUGAAGUAUCAAGAGCUUGGAACAUGGUAAAAUCAAGUACCAUAACCAAAGCUUGGAAAAAACUUCUCCCUGGUGUUGAAGAGAAUUCGGGCAUGAACAUUGAUGAAGGAGCCAUUUUAGCAGCUAAUUUAGCAACAGUUUUACAGAAUACAGAAGAAUGUGAACAAGUUGACAUUGAGAAUAUUGAUCAGUGGUUUGACUCUCAAAGUAAUGACUCCACUUGUCAGGUGCUCACUGACGGUAAAAGUGCCGAGGGCCAGGCCAAGCCUGCUGAGCAAAAGACUUCCAGUAAGACUAGAAAACCGGAACUGAAUCCAGAGAAGCAUAUUAGCCAUAAAGCUGCACUCGAGUGGACUGAAAAUUUACUAGAUUAUCUAGAACAGCAAGAUGACAUGCUUCUGUCAGAUAAAUUGGUAUUGAGGAGGCUUCGGACCAUAAUAAGAAGAAAACAGAAGAUCCAAAAUAACAAAAGUCAUUAAUAGGGUUCUGAAGUGUUUCAAUGUAUUUGCAUAUUUUGACUGUUUAUCUGCAGUAAAACUUAAUUGAAGUCCUGUGGAUUCUAAGGCUAAAUACAUUUUAUAAAUGAUUUUAGGAUUAGAUGCCAUUUUGGAUUACUUAUGUUCCAGCUCUUUAAUGUUGGUUGACUCUAGUCAUUGAGCAUUGACAUGUAAUCAUUUUGUCUACUGUUUCUAAUUUGUGUUUUGCUAAUUAGGUCAUAAGGCCCUGAGGUCAGGGAUCUUGUGUCUAUUUUGUGCCUAAAUUUUAAUGUGUCUAAUAAAGGGCCAUGCACACUGGAGGCACUCAAUAAAUCUUACUUAAAUUGAAUUUUUAUGACUUUCUCUU